Messenger RNA from Chrysoperla carnea, 765 nucleotides. Its product is annotated as LDL receptor repeat-containing protein egg-2-like. Gene Ontology annotation, cellular component: plasma membrane. The record is from RefSeq and is a predicted model, not a curated record. NCBI's taxonomy places the organism in Eukaryota, Metazoa, Arthropoda, Insecta, Neuroptera, Chrysopidae. Gene Ontology annotation, molecular function: protein binding. The transcript has 4 exons. Bases 1 to 765 code for a protein of 254 amino acids.
AUGAAAGAAAUAUUUAUAUCAAGUAUUUAUAAUCCAUGCGAUAUACAAAAUCAAACGAAUAUUGAACAACCAAAUUUUAUAUCACCAAAUGAUAUUGCACAACAAAAAAAUUAUUCUUUUAACGAUUCUGAGUCGUACGAAGAAAAAAUAAAUAAUAAUGACUCUAUUGUCAAUAAAACCAAUAUUGGAGCCAAUAAUUGUGGCCACUGUGAAUUUAAUGAAAUAUGCAUAUUUUUAUCACGACAAACAUUAGCAAAAUGUGUUCAAAUUAAGGAUGCCAAUGAUCCUACGGGAUGUGGUGGAAUUUGUGCGUUAGAAACUGAAUAUUGCAGAGAGGUGAUGAAAGGAUCCAAUGUUUUUGAAUGUGUAGAAAUUAGGAAAACAUUUUCUCCUCAAUGCGAAAUUGCAGACAAUGAAUUUAAUUGUGGAGAAAUUUGCUUGGAGAAAAGUAAAAUUUGUGAUGGAGUCAUAAAUUGUGUGGAUCGGAGUGAUGAAAUUGAUUGUGAGUGUAAUGAAAAAACUCAUUUUAAAUGUGGUGAUAAAUUAUCCUGUUUUCCAAUUACAUUUAAGUGUAAUGGUAUUGUUGAUUGUUGGGAUGCAAAAGAUGAAAUAUCAUGCAAUAAUGGAUGCCUACAUCAGAAUGAUGAAGAAUCCAUGGAUUCAUUUCCAUGUUUUAAUGGUAGUAAUUGCAUAUCUAUACAAAAAUUUUGUGAUGGAAAUAUUGACUGUUCCGAUGAAUCAGACGAGCCAAUUGGUUGUAGAUAA